Messenger RNA from Heteronotia binoei (common prickly gecko), 670 nucleotides. RefSeq names its product basic helix-loop-helix family member a15 (gene BHLHA15). Gene Ontology annotation, molecular function: protein dimerization activity. The transcript has a single exon. NCBI's taxonomy places the organism in Eukaryota, Metazoa, Chordata, Lepidosauria, Squamata, Gekkonidae. The coding region runs from base 25 to 543 and encodes 172 amino acids. The record is from RefSeq and is a predicted model, not a curated record.
UCAUUCCCUUGUUUCCCACCAACCAUGAAGGCCAAAGGUAAAGGAGGAAAACGUAGGCACGUGGUCCAGGAAGAUGCUGCCCAGCAGGACCCAGCCCAGAAGAAAGACAAACUGAAAUGUUCACGGCGGCAGGAAAAGAGGAACAAAGAGAGCAGCAAGACCUCUGCACGGUCCACAAAGCUUCCCUGGAGCAGCAAAGACCGGCGUUUGCGACGCCUGGAGAGCAAUGAACGUGAGCGUCAGCGCAUGCACAACCUGAACAAUGCUUUCCAGGCCUUGAGGGAAGUCAUCCCACAUGUCAGGGCAGAGAACAAGCUGUCCAAAAUCGAGACCCUCACCUUGGCCAAAAACUACAUCAAGUCUCUCACCUCAACGAUUCUCAGGAUGUCAAAUGGACACCUACCUUCUACCGUUGACGGGUCCAGUUCUGGCAGCAGAUCCAAACUCUAUGAACAUUAUCAGCAGCAAUGUGGGGAAGAGGAGUCCACAGAGCAGCUUCAGAAGUAUUCCACCCAGAUCCACAGCUUCCGGCAAGGUAGCUAAAGUCAGCUGCCCCUUCUAGUUUGAGAUUCAGUUCCUGGAGAAGUUCUGAAGUACUCAAGCUUCUCAGUAUAAUCUCCCUCCCUCCUCCUCUUGCAAACAAGUGAUGCUGUUGUGACCCUAGUAGAAA